Molecule: messenger RNA, 3384 nt
Organism: Triplophysa rosa
Lineage: Eukaryota; Metazoa; Chordata; Actinopteri; Cypriniformes; Nemacheilidae
Gene: yrk
Product: Yes-related kinase
Exons: 14
Coding region: 352-1962 (536 amino acids)
Biological process (GO): cell surface receptor protein tyrosine kinase signaling pathway; cell differentiation; innate immune response
Cellular component (GO): extrinsic component of cytoplasmic side of plasma membrane
Molecular function (GO): signaling receptor binding; ATP binding; non-membrane spanning protein tyrosine kinase activity
Source: RefSeq, a predicted model, not a curated record
CGAACGCACCCGAGGCCGGCUGCGCGCCGCACGGACACCAGCUCGCUGAUUGAUUUAUCUCACGUUGCUGUGUGUGGGGCUCCACAGUAACUGUCGGUGCUUUAGAGAUUCUUGAAGUUCCACGCACACAAGACUUCCUGUUGAUGGGGGAGGGACCUUCCUGUCUCUAAGAGUAGGAGAGUUGGGGAUAAGGGAAGGCAUAGGAUAAAGAAGCUGCAGGAAAAGUGAGAGUGGAAGACAGAAAGAGAGUCAAACCAGGAAAAGAAGAUGGUGUAUAUGGAAAGCUGAUCUGUGGAUCUGAAACUCUGUUUCCAGGGUGAUGAGCUGUGCUCUUUGAAAAUACUGAAUAUUAUGGGCUGUGCUUGCUGUAAGCAGAAGAAGGCUGGAAAAUCAUCCUCAUUGUCUAAUACCAACUCGUGUGACAUAGGCAAUGGCACCCAGUCGUCAGACCCAGUCCGUUACAUUGCGGACCCCACUAACCCCAUUAACUCAGGCCCAGGGCUUAUCCCAAACUUUAAUGAUUUUCAAAACCCAAUGUCCUCUGGCUUCUCAUCCAACCUCAUCCCUUCCCGCCCAACUGCCAUCACAGGAGGAGGUGUAACACUCUUUAUAGCUCUCUAUGACUAUGAUGCCCGUACAGAGGAUGACCUGAGUUUCCAGAAAGGAGAGAAGUUCCAUAUUAUCAACAAUACUGAGGGUGACUGGUGGGAGGCUCGGUCAUUAGACACAGGGAAUUCUGGGUACAUUCCCAGUAACUAUGUGGCCCCUGUGGACUCCAUACAAGCUGAAGAAUGGUAUUUUGGGAAGUUGGGUCGGAAGGAUGCAGAACGGCAACUGUUAGCCCACAACAAUCCUCGAGGGACGUUCUUGAUACGAGAGAGUGAGACAACAAAAGGAGCCUACUCUUUGUCUAUCAGAGACUGGGAUGAAACAAAGGGCGAUCAUGUCAAGCAUUAUAAAAUUAGGAAGCUGGAUAAUGGAGGAUAUUACAUCACAACUAGGACACAGUUUGACACCGUUCAGCAGCUGGUGCAGCAUUACACAGAGCGUGCAGCAGGACUUUGCUGCCGUUUGAUUGGCAGCUGUAGGCGGGGCAUGCCUAAGCUGGCUGACCUGUCUGUGAAGACUAAAGAUGUUUGGGAGAUUCCCAGGGAGUCGCUACAGCUUAUUAAGAAACUGGGCAACGGGCAGUUUGGUGAAGUGUGGAUGGGCAUGUGGAAUGGCACAACUAAAGUUGCAGUAAAGACACUGAAGCCAGGCACCAUGUCUCCAGAGGCCUUCCUGGAUGAAGCCCAGAUUAUGAAGAGGCUCCGUCAUGAUAAACUGGUACAGCUGUAUGCUGUGGUGUCUGAGGAGCCCAUUUACAUUAUCACUGAGUUUAUGACUCAAGGAAGCUUGUUGGACUUUUUAAAAGAUGGAGACGGCAGAGCUUUGAAAUUGCCUCAACUUGUGGACAUGGCAGCUCAGAUUGCUGCAGGCAUGGCCUAUAUUGAACGGAUGAACUACAUCCACAGAGAUUUGCGAGCUGCCAAUAUCCUAGUUGGAGAAGGUCUGGUCUGUAAGAUUGCAGACUUUGGGUUGGCUAGACUCAUUGAGGACAAUGAAUACACAGCUAGACAAGGAGCAAAGUUUCCGAUUAAAUGGACCGCCCCAGAGGCUGCUCUUUAUGGCAAAUUUACCAUCAAAUCGGAUGUGUGGUCUUUUGGUAUCUUAUUGACUGAACUCAUCACCAAGGGCAGAGUGCCUUAUCCAGGAAUGAACAACAGAGAGGUUCUGGAGCAGGUGGAGCGUGGUUACCGGAUGCCGUGUCCGCAGGGCUGCCCAGGGUCUCUGCAUGAGUUGAUGCUGCAGUGCUGGAGGAAGGACCCUGACGAAAGACACACCUUUGAGUACCUGCAGAGCUUCCUGGAGGAUUACUUUACUGCUACUGAACCCCAGUACCAGCCUGGAGAGAACCUGUGAUAUACUCAUAUUAUAUCAUGUCUGAAUUGCCUUUACGUAUUAUUGCAACACCUCUAUAAACUGAUCUUAUUUCAAGGCUCCAUUUAUAGGCCCCCACUGAACACAUUAGAGUGCAGUUUCUUCGUGGGGUUUAGUUUGAGAGCUUUAAUUUGAAAUCCUUUUCUUUAUACAGCUUGAUUGGGCCACACCUCUCACGUAUGAGGUAAUAAAAUGGAAAAUGUUAUUGGUGCGGUUCUUCAGCAUCAAUGACAGCACAUGUCGAUGACAUCACUCGAUCUUUUUAAUUAAGCAACAGCAAUUAGUUAGGGAUUCAAUCAACAUAUUUGUUUUGUUGUUUAUCUGUACUUUGUUUAUUUUGCCAGCCUUAUAUUCCUUUAUUUUGGUUUAUUUUUUAAGCUUCGAGUGCUUUACAGGGAUUUCCUGUAAAGCACUGAUGUACCAUAAUAGACUUUAUUGUGGCAUGAGGCUGAUUUUAAGACAGUAUUGAUACUAGCUUAAAAAAAACAGGACCAGCAUUUUUCACUUUAGAGCUUUCCUUUGAAAUGAGAAGGUAAAAACUACUGUUUUUAAUUGUUUUCUUGAAUUUUUUCUGUAUUUUACGUAUAAUCAUAUCUCACGAUUUGGUUAUAAUUUAAAUAGAUGUCAAACCUGUGCCUUUAUUCUGGGUGGGUGGAUAUUCUGCAGGGAUGGACUGGAAACCCUGAAUGGAAGUGCGUGUAUUACAGUUAGAUAAUGUUUAUGUGCCAUUUAAUUAUACCGAGCUUACUGAACUGAACCCAUGUGUCUAACAUAUAUUUUCUGUACUCAGUGUACACAUAAACACAUACAUAAAUACACAAAUAUGUAUCAAAGAUUGUUCACAUCUGCGUUUAAAUGGUCCACAACGCAGUUCAUUGCGUGCUUUACUAAAGAUGUCCACAAGAUGGCAGAAGAGGCACGAGACUGGCAGUAAUGCAGGCUCUUUGGUAUGCUGUCUUGGUUUAUUAAUUAUCCUGGCGGGGUUUGUAGUCAUGGUGGUACAUUCCGUACCUGCACUGAUCUGGCACUUUGUUCUUGCUGCAGAUUUGAGUUUAAUGUUUAUAAAUGAAUCAAGCAGACUGUUGCACCUACAUUGUGCUGCAGGAGGGAUAGUGUGUUUCUCUGCAGCCUUUGUGGAUGUGUGUGCUCAGGAUUCAUUUUUAGAAUAUCUGACCACUCGUCUCUGUUUAUUAAGAUCAGAUCUUGCAAGAUGCAACCAAACACCGUGAGGGAUGCAGGUAGUGGAGAAGGUGUCUAGCAGCUGUCUAGCUCCAGAUACGCGUUAUUGUGGCUUCUUUUUGCAGUUUAUUCACACAACCCUAUCUAAGAUUUUAGACCUUAAGUGUCUUCGCCUUAAUAUAUAUAUAUAUAUAUUUAAAACAGAGUUAUCUUGAUUAAAAAUAU